Sorex araneus (European shrew) is the source of this 6145-nucleotide messenger RNA. It is a transcript of the gene SSX2IP, whose product is annotated as SSX family member 2 interacting protein. The transcript is spliced from 15 exons. Bases 289 to 2040 code for a protein of 583 amino acids. The record is from RefSeq and is a predicted model, not a curated record. Lineage: Eukaryota; Metazoa; Chordata; Mammalia; Eulipotyphla; Soricidae.
UGCUGCGUUCCGCGGCGCCGCUGCGGGGCCCUCGGGGCUGCGCUCGCGGGUCUGGGACUCGGAGCGGUGCCUUUUCCCGCUGCUCCUGCGGGGCCGUGACGUUGAGGUUUCUGCCCUGUAUACGCUGCCCUGAUUUUUUUUGACUCUUGGCCCUGGAGUUAAUCCCCACUGAAUGUCUCAUGAGGGCAACUGUAAACCUGGAAAUGCCCACCUAGAAGAGUGACAACUGCUGGACCAAAUGCUUCACUGCUGAACUGGUUCCUCAGGUGCCUGGCUCUGGCGAUUGCUAUGGGAGAUUGCAUGACUCUUACAGAUCCAGGUCUGAUAUCAGAAAGUAUUUACUUCCCUCAAAAUACCUCAGAAACAAAGAUGUCUCCAUCAAGUUUAUACUCACAGCAAGUGCUAUGUUCUUCAAUACCUUUAUCAAAAAAUGUGCACAGUUUUUUUAGUGCCUUCUGCACAGAAGAGAAUAUUGAACAGAGUAUUUCCUAUCUUGAUCAGGAAUUGACUACUUUUGGGUUUCCUUCAUUAUAUGAAGACUCCAAAAACAAAGAGUCUAAGAGAGAAUUAAAUAUAGUUGCUGUUUUAAAUUGUAUGAAUGAGCUACUUGUACUUCAGCGCAAGAACCUUCUAGCUCAGGAAAACGUGGAAACACAAAAUCUGAAACUGGGAAGUGACAUGGACCAUCUACAGAACUGCUAUGCAAAACUUAAGGAACAAUUGGAAACCUCCAGGAGAGAAGUGAAUGGCCUUCAGGAAAGAGACAGACAGUUACAAUGCAAGAACAGAAAUUUGCACCAGCUAUUAAAAAAUGAGAAAGAUGAGGUUCAAAAAUUACAAAAUAUCAUUGCAAGUCGAGCUACUCAGUAUAAUCAUGAUAUGAAAAGAAAAGAGCGUGAAUACAAUAAACUAAAGGAACGACUACAUCAACUUGUUAUGAACAAGAAGGAUAAAAAAAUAGCCAUGGAAGUUCUCAAUUAUGUGGGGAGACCUGAUGGAAAGAGGGGCUCCUGGAGGACAGAUAAAACGGAAGCCAGGAAUGAAGAUGAAAUGUAUAAAAUUCUCUUGAAUGAUUAUGAAUAUCGUCAGAAACAAAUCAUAAUGGAAAAUGCUGAACUUAAGAAGGUUCUUCAACAAAUGAAAAAGGAAAUGAUUUCUCUUCUUUCUCCCCAAAAGCAGAAACCCAGAGAAAGAGCCGAUGAUAGUACAGGAACCGUUCUCUCUGAUGUUGAAGAAGAAUCCGGAGAACAGAACAGAGAGAGUAUAUGGGACCUUUCAUGCGAAACUGUGAGAGAACAGCUUACAAACAGCAUCAGAAAACAGUGGAGAAUUUUGAAAAGUCAUGUCGAAAAACUUGAUAAUCAAGCUUCAAAGGUCCACCUAAAGGGUUUUAGCGAAGAAGAUGUGAUCUCACGGCAAGACCAUGAGCAAGAAACUGAAAAACUCGAGUUAGAAAUUCAACACUGUAAGGAAAUGAUUAAAACUCAGCAGCAGCUCUUACAGCAGCAGCUUGCUACUGCGUGUGAUGACGAUACCUCCUCACUGCUACGCGACUGUUACUUGUUGGAAGAAAAGGAGCGACUGAAAGAAGAGUGGUCUCUAUUUAAAGAGCAGAAAAAGAAUUUUGAGAAAGAAAGACGAAGCUUUACAGAAGCCGCCAUUCGCCUAGGGUUGGAGAGAAAGGCAUUUGAAGAAGAACGAGCCAGUUGGUUAAAACAGCAAUUUUUAAACAUGACUACCUUUGACCACCAGAACUCAGAAAAUGUGAAACUUUUCAGUGCCUUCUCAGGAAGUUCUGAUCAGGACAAUCAUACAGUGCACCCGAGGCCACGGCAGAAGAAACUUCAUGAAGUUGUAGCUAACGCCUCUCCAGUCUUCACAUCUAAGCUUCCUAAGUCUCUUCCUGCUUCUCCUUCUACUUCAGACUUUUGCCAAGCUCGUUCCUGUGUGUCUGAACAUAGCAGUUCAAUCAAUGUACUGAACAUAACUCCCGAAGAAACUACACCAAAUCAGGUUGGAAGAGAAUGUACAAGUCAGUAAUGGAGAUGGCCUCGAGACCUGGAUCCCAGGAAGGUUGCUCUAAUGGAUGCUCCUUGCCCUACGCAAAUUCUCAUGUAGACAAGGAUGAUUUACCUUAGACAUGUGGACUGGAACUUUUCCUUAAUAUGGUCAUCAAAGUUCACAUCUAAGUUGAAAACAGGGUGUGUCAUAAAGUCAGUCAUCCCUAAUAAUUUUAGAUGGUCUGAAUUGUUUGUUUGGAUUUCUCUGUCCUCCCCCAAAGAAUUAAAUGUUAAAUCUAUUUAAAAGGAUAUGAAAGCUUUGGAUAUGUAUUUUUAGUAACAGAAGCAUCUGAUUCUGUGAAUAAAGGAAUGUAAAGAUGUUUGGAUGGAAACAGAAGCACUAGAAUGAGUUUCCUCUUAUAGGUAUUAAAAAUAGCACUUUUAGGAAACUGAUUAUUGUAAAUGUUUAAUUUUUGUCUCAUAGUUGGCAUCAGAAGUUUAGCCUUUACUUGAAUGUAUACUGUAGAUUUUUAACAAAGCAGGUUCUAUAUUUAUUAUGUUUAGUGUGAUUUGAAAUUACCUCUUUCAUAUGUUUGAAAUAAAGUGAAAUGUAUGUUUUGUAUAUAGAUAUUAUACAUGAUUAUGUUAAGAGGCUUUAAGAUUUAAAAUAUCACACAUCCAUAAUUACAGUAGUUCAUGACAAUAAGGAUAUUUUUAGGGUAUUCUGUUUACAGAUUUAUUAGAACCAUUGCCACAUAAAGAAUUUUUUUCCAACCCACCUGGGCAAUAAAUACUCAAAAACUUUUUUCCAUGAAGUCAGUUUCUUUAGAAUAUUAAUGGUAAUAACAUUAAAAUUUUGAGAUUUCUAUAACGUUAGAUUUUUAUUUUAUAUAUAAAGGAUAAUUUUUCAGAGGACUCGAUUAUAGGUACUAGAAGCAGUACAAGUAUCCUUGAAUAAAAUAAUUUUAGAUUGUGAUAAAAAAAAUAUACUGGGAUGAUAGGAGACAUUACGAUGUUUGGAUGGUGAUAUUUUCUCUACCAGAUGGUUACCUGUACAGUAGCAUCAACACCCAACUAUUCUUUGUAGAGUUCCCAAUAAUUUUCCUUAAUAUUUUUUCAGUGAAGUGUUUGCAACUGCUGAUUAGGGAGGUUUGGCAAUAUUGAGAGCCAAUUUUAUGAAGCCCUGAACAGACUCUAUUUCAUUUCAAACUCUGAUUGCAUGGCUCUUUGUUCCAAGUAUGAUGUUGUAUUGAUAGGAAUAAUACAGGCAGGUGCACAGGGUCAGGUAGGUAAAUACCCAGCACUGUUUGUCUCUGCACAGUCCUUGCUAGGUGUUGUAGUCCAAGCCUUUCACCUCCCUGUCUUCGGCAGUUCAAGCUCUUGCGUACAGCUACCCUGUUGUUUGUGACUGUUUCAAACUUGUCAGAUUAAGAGUCUGUUCUUGGUAUGUAUUCACUGUAUAGAGCUCUUUAAAGUUGUGUAGCAGCAACCAUUUUUCCAAGUUGACAGGCUAUCCUUGAGUAGCUAUUAAGAUAUUAAUGAAACUGGCGAUGUAACCACAUUUAUAAUCUCAGAAAACGGACUCUCACUAUGUUCAGCUUGAUGCAUAGUCAGUACUAUUUCAGAAAGUCGAAAUGUUACAGAAUUGCAGAGAUAGGAUAUAUUCCCAAUGAAUAAGCAGGGUAUAUUUAUGUAUAUGUGUGUGUGCACGUGUAUAUGAAUGUGUAUAUGUAUAUUCAUAUAUGUGUAUACACACAUAUAUGCGUAUAUAUGUGUAUGUAUAUAUGUAUUUUGCUAUUCAACAAUAAUGAGAUCAAAGAAAAUCAUUCAAAAAUGUAAAGCAUAGCCAAUACCAGGAAUAAACACUCUAAACUUGUUUGUUUUGGUACUGAAGGCUCCUCUCAGCAGUGCUUGGAGGUGGGAAUGGACUGUGUAGUCCUGGUGAUCAAACUCUGGCUUCCUGGUGCAAAGUAUGCAUUGGACCUGUUGAACUCUCUCCAGCCCAAACAUUUUAAUUUUUAAAAUCAACUCUAAGGAAUGUUGUGCUCUGGAGCUGGAGAGAUGUUACAGCAGGUGAAAUGCUUUCCUUGUACAUGGACAUCAAACACAGUUCCCUCAUCCUUGCCAGAAGUGAUCCCUGACCACAGCUGGGUGUUACCCCAAAACCAAAAAGAGUACUAACUGAAGGAACAUUGCAUUCCUUGUCACUGAUUUCUAGAGCAUUGUUUUGUUUACAUUUUAAAGUUGGUUGAAAAACUCCUUUUGAAAUUUUAAAUCUAAGGUAUUUAGUAUUUACGGUUUACUGUACUUUCAGAAACAGUAAAAGCAAGCCCGUUUCAUUGUAGCUUGAGGUGUGCAUAGAUUUGCUAGAAGCUGUAAGUUUUCCAUAAGCUGUUUAGAUUUUGCUAUUUAUUCCAAUUCCCAAAAAAUUUUGUUAUCUUAAACUGUCCAGAAUGUCGGAAAGAAGUCCCACAAGGCUACACAUGAGAAUCCUAGGAGUCUGUUGCUUUUCUCAGUAUUUGCAGUAUACGAUACUCCAGUCUUAGGUUUAGUCACAAUUUAAGGAUGGUACCAUGGUGUGUGGGGGCUUGGAAGACCUUCAUCCAGGUAUAACCUUAAACAUUUCCUUGUUUAUGUAAAUCUAAAAUGUUUUGAUUUUUUUUAUAGGAGAUAUCUGCCUAGAAUUUUCAGAGCAUAAAAGUGAGCAAAAUAGAUUAUUCUAUUGCCAGCUCUUAGGAAAAAAUUAUAUUUGGGGGGAAGAGGACCUCCCAAGAGUUGUUCAAGAGAUGAGGGGCCCCUUCUAGUGACUCUAGACCAACUGGGGCAGCAGCCCAAUGCAAGCACCAAGAAUGCAGUGCUGAUAGGACCACCAGUGCUGGGGACCACCCAGCCCACCCCAGCACUGCUCAGAGGCUUCCCAAGGCUGCAAAUUGGGGUUGGCCAAGUGCAAAGCAUGUACGUAACUCCUCCCUCCCUUGAGUACACACACACACACACACACACACACACACACACACACACACUGUACUUCCAGCUCCUAAGAAAUAGUUUAAUACUCUCAAAUGUUUAUAUCUUUAGUGAUGGUGAGAAAUUUAAUAAUCAUACCUUGGCCCAGACAGUUGCUCAAAGGAUGGUCAUUUGUGAGGCCCAAGUUGGAUCUCCAAUACCAUGUAGCUCCCAGACACAGCUGGAACAUAGCACCAAGCAUCGGCCUGAGCAGUAGCAUUUCAUCAGGGCUGAAGCAUUGUACCAGAUGGCCCAGUUGGCCAAACACACCGACUGUGGCCUCCAGUCCCUUGAGUAGUACUGCCCCCAGUAAAGAAUUAAAAUAGGAGACAGAGAGAGAGCCUGGGAGAUAAGGCUGCCUUGUAUGCGGCUGUAGUGACUUAAUACCUAAGCAUCACCUCGGUGGCUCCCAAACACCCCACUCCAUAGAUUUUUAAGAAGUAAUUGUAAAAUUACGGCUAAAAUUUAACAUGCAUUUUCUUUUAGGAACAGAUGUUUUGUUCCAAAUCCUAAGAGCCCAUAGUUGUUUUCCUCAUGGAAAACUACCUGCCACAGCCUCCCAGACUUUGUUCAUAGACCUCUAUGCAGUUUUGUGGGAAAACAAGUUCCAUGGUGCAUUGAGAUAGCCCUGGGGGCCAGUGUGUAUCACCUGUAUAACCCCUGGAGGAACCAACAUCUGCCCUCCACCAUCUCCACACCCCAGGAUCCCAGGAGGAGAGUUAGGUUUUCUAGACUGGGAAGGGAACCCAGAGCUCAGACAUGGAAAGCUAUGUGACUUGGCCCUGCUGACCCACUUUCCUGCUCUGGGAAAGUUCUGCCCUAUGUAGGACUCAAAAGUACACAUAGGUAAUGGAAGUCAAGAAAUAUGCUUUCCCUGUGCUUGUUCUUUUUCCCCCUCCCCUUUAUGUCUGUAAAAUACCUGCUGUCCAUCAGGGCUUGCUCUGGUCCCCGAGAUAUGAAGACAAUUAAGACUGUCACAAAAUUGUAAUAAGCAAUGUCAAAUGCUCUUCAGUUAUUCAGCUUAUUACUUGGACUACUCGUGGACUGCAUGUUCAUUCCCUAAUAGUCACAUAGCUAAGCUUCCAUUGAACGCUGCAUUAUUUCCUUGUACUAUGUAAUUAAAAUUGUUUUCUUGGGUU